GUGAUUUUAAAGAGUAUGACUUCGCACUAUUUUCUGUCGCACAUGAAUAAGCUGUGAGUUGAUCAGCAUACACUUCCGUUAAGAUGGCUAAAACGACAAAGCUUACUGACGAUCAGAUAUUUGAUCUGCAGGAGACGUUCAACCUGUUUGACAACAGGGGAGAUGGGAAGAUCUACGCUGGAGAAAUCGGCAAUGUCCUCCGCGCCAUGGGACAGAACCCAACUGAGGCCGACGUCAAGAAGUGCGUCUUCCAAGAGGAUCCAGACCAGAGGGUCAGUUUUGAGCAGUUCAUCCCCAUUCUACAAACUGUCAUGAAAAACCAGGACACAACCACAGCAGAGGACUUCAUAGAGGGGUUCAAAGUAUUUGACAAGGACCAGAACGGCUUUAUUGGAUCAGCUGAACUUAGACAUCUUUUGUCUUCACUAGGUGAGAAAUUAAGUGAUGAGGAAGUGGAGCAACUGCUGCAGAACAUGGAGGACUCACAAGGAAAUGUUAACUAUGAAGAAUUUGUGAAAAUGGUAAUGGCUGGCUAGAAGAGACUCUAGUACAAUAGUUCACAAACUGAUCUUAAGAAAAAUAAAAUGACAAUGCGCUUAACCUCAUCCUCUUAAGCAUAACCUAAAAGAAUAUCUCCUCCAGUCUACUGUCAAAAUGGUUAUCCUACAGAAUCCUGUUUAGACGAGCAGCAAACCAAGCUUGUCAGCUUACAGCAAAUUGGGAAUACUGUGUACGACCUUGGUUUGUGAAUUGUUUACACUUAUAAUGCUGCACAGAAGAAGAUAUUUACUGGAUGUAUGGCAAUGGGUGGAAUUCAAACUAUUUGCAGUGUGACUGUUUGGUUAAGAAGAAAACAGAAGUUAAACUUAAAGUUACAAAGUAUUUGCUAUUGAUGAAAAGGCAAAGAAAUUU
Lingula anatina is the source of this 912-nucleotide messenger RNA. RefSeq names its product myosin-2 essential light chain. Gene Ontology annotation, molecular function: calcium ion binding. The record is from RefSeq and is a predicted model, not a curated record. Gene Ontology annotation, cellular component: myosin II complex. Lineage: Eukaryota; Metazoa; Brachiopoda; Lingulata; Lingulida; Lingulidae.